AAUAACCAGUAGGUUGUUUUCAUUUACGGAGGAAAAACAGGUAUGUGUGGUAAUACUCUCAUCCUCUUUUGCAUUUGACAUUAUGCACGGAGACAAGACAUGCGAACUCUGUAUUCCAUUAAAGAUGCUGAAUGAAAAAGUGGGGGCGAAAAAGCAGCGGAGUGAAGCAUGAAUCUGCUAUGAACGACUCCAAAGAUCAUUUGGGGAUUCGGUCGACGCUAGUCGAAGAACUUUGGAAGAACUGGGAAUGUUCACUUUGUUAUUACUCCUGGCCUCCUCAGCAUCUUGAUUGGCGUUCUACCUGGAGGCGUGGACAUCAUGGCCAGUCCAUGGCAGAGCGACUUGUCUUAUAUGUGGGAAAAAUACAUGGACUGUAGGCUUCAAGGAGCGGAUCUGCAGGUCAGCCUCCAGAGUCUAGAGAAUUUCCUCUGUCUCUUCCACUAUGUGCAGCAUCACCCUCAGCACACCAAAGAUGGACUGAGAUUCUGCUCAGACAUGAGUGGGGCCAGUAAUACGCUGGCAAGGGAGUUCCUGACUGAUGUACACCAGCUAUGCAGUGCGGUGGCACAGAGAGCAGAGGCACGGGAGGAGGAUGAGGAGGAAAGUCAUAUGGUUGCACUGGGGGAGUACCUCGUCAGAGGAAGAGGAUUUUUGUUGCUUAGCACCCUGGAUUCCAUCAUUGACCAGGAGCUGACUUGCAGAGAGGAGCUGCUCACCUUGUUGCUGUCUCUACUCCCACUGGUGUGGAAGAUUCCCGUACAGGAAGAAAAAGCACCAGAUUUCACCCUGCCGUCGCUAUUAGAGGUGUUCCUCAGCCGGGAGGUAAAGGCCGUGCCUCUUAGAGCAGGACAGAAGCCUGGGACAGAUGAACAGGAAACUGGAAAGAGGCCGCGUGUCAGCAGUGGCACCUGGAAAUCAAGGAGGUCACGUAGGACAGCCCAGAAAUACUCUGUAAAGGAUGCUCGGCGCUCCCAAGUUUCUACCUCAGAUUCAGAAGCCAAUGCUGAAGACAAGGCGGGCCCAAGUGGCACAAGGAGCAGAAGGUCGCAUGGCUCUACCAUCCGUGUACAUCAUCUACAUCAUCGUUUGGAAGCCACACAGUUAACGGACUCAGCGACCACCACCACGGAAACCAUGAGCGCGCCAUACCUUCAUCCCAGGGUCUCUGGGUCUCACGCAAUGGACACCGAAACUCUGACAGACCCAGCUGCAAUGUCAAUAUUUAAUCGCAUGGAGAACUCACCCUUUGACCUCUGCUACGUGUUACUUUCAUUACUGGAGAAAGUGUGUAAAUUUGAUAUGAGCAUCAAUCACAAUCCUGGCUUGGCAGUCAGUGUUGUUCCAACUCUGACCGAGAUCCUAACCGAGUUUGGAGAUUGUUGCGGUCCAGGAGGUGGUGGAACUGGGGCCGAUGAGCUUGCUGGGGGCUGGACAGAAGAGCCAAUUGCACUGGUGCAGAGAAUGCUUCUGCGCACCAUUUUGCACCUGAUGUCAGUUGAUGUCAGUCAAAGUGAAACCCUUCCAGAUAGCCUGAGACGCAGCCUGACCGACCUGCUACGGGCCACUCUAAAAAUCCAAAGCUGCCUCGACAGACAGACCAAUCCCUUUGCUCCUCGACCAAAAAAGACCCUACAGGAAGUCCAAGAAGAUUUUUCUUUUUCCCGCUAUCGCCACAGGGCACUACUCCUGCCUGAGCUUCUCGAAGGUGUAUUGCAAGUCCUUCUGGGUUGCCUGCAGGCCUCAACACCCAACCCUUUCUUCUUUAGUCAAGCACUAGACCUCAUUCAUGAAUUUGUCCAGCACCGUGGUCUGGAGCUUUUUGAGACGACAGUACUGCGUCUCGAGGAACUCGGGAUGGCGAGGGAUUCAGAAGUAGGAGGCGAGGCUUCAGAUAGGCUACGAGGUUUAAUUGCCGGGGUCUUCAAGAUUGUAAGUGCAGUGAAGAAAGCAAAGUCAGAGCAGCUACAUCAGUCUGUGUGCGCUCGACGUCGUCACCGGCGUUGUGAAUAUUCCCACUUCCUUCAUCAUCACAGAGAUCUGUCGGGUUUGCCUGUCUCCGCUUUUAAGUUGGCUGCCAGGCGGAACCCCUUUGAGGAGGACGGCGAAGGGAAGGAAGGAAUGGGGGGCGAUGCAGUGCGUUACCCCGAACGCUGCUGCUGCCUGGCCGCCUGUGCUAACCAAUGUCUGCGGCUCCUGCAACGCUUGUCGUCCAGUGGACCGGCCAUAUUGCAAGUACUGGCCGGGGUGCAGGCUGUUGGAAUCUGCUGUUGCAUGGACCCUCGUUCCGUGAUACGGCCACUCCUGGACGCCUUCCAAGCGCCAGGUCUUCGUAGUUAUCAGUCUCAUGUUCUCAGUGUUCUCGGCAGACUAGUACUAGACCAGCUUGGCGGAGGACAGCCCUCGGAGAGAGCGAAGCUUGCUUCAUGUAACAUUUGCACUUUGGACCACAGUCAGUUGCCAGGCCUGGAGGAGACGCUACAACAUGGGGAACUUUCAGCUAUUUCUACCAGCCUAUGCUACCGCUCCCAGGGGAUUCUGCCAAGUGGAGGCAGUGCAGAGGACAUGCUAUGGAAGUGGGAUGCCCUUGAGGCUUACCAAGAGCUCGUGUUUGGAGACGACUGGCACCUGAGCCAGCAUGUCGCUGGUCACGUGUGCCACUUGACACUGCGUGGCAAUGCUGUCGUGCAGUGGCAGCUCUACACACAUAUCUUCAACCCUGUUCUACAGCGAGGGGUCGAGCUAGCCCACCAUGCCCAGCAGCUUGGAGUAUCUACAGUUUGUACCAAAGUCUGCGGCUAUCACACGCAGUGCCUGCCCAUCGAGAUUCUACUCGUAUAUCUGCAAGCAUUACCCGCCCUUCUCAAAUUCAGGGUCAUCCGAGAUCUUUUCAUCAGCUGCAAUGGCCUCAACCAGAUGACAGAACUAGUGUACCUUGACCAGACGUGCUCUUUAGCUUUGAAAGUAUUUGAGAUUCUGAUAACCAGCUUCGGACACCAGCAAGCUGACAGCGCGCUCCAGGAGUUGGAGAUAGCUGUUGCGGAAAAGAAGCCGACAAUCUCAAAUCUGGCUGAGGAUCCGGGCUCUAGGGGAUCUGGAGAGGGUCCUCAGAGCCUCAGCAAGUUCUAUGAAGUGCUAAAGGAGGCAUACCCACGCCACAAAAGUCGUAGCGGGCAGGGCCGUGGAGCAGGUCGUUGCCAAGCAGAGACGCACCUCCAUGUCAUUAACCUCUUCCUCUGUGUUGCGUUUCUGUGUGUUAGCAAAGACGCCGACUCUGACCGGGACUCGGCUAAUGAUUCGGAAGAUACUUCGGGCUAUGACAGUACAGCGAGUGAGCCUCUUGGUGGGCGCUUGGUAUACCUGUCCCCCGACAGUGUGACCCUACCGUCCAAAGAACAGAUCCGACGGGCAGCUGACAUUUGGUCAGUGUGUCGAUGUGUCUACCAGGCCAAUCCUUUGUUCCAGAGGCAAUUCUUCAGACUUGGAGGCUUGGAUGUUUGUUUGCGCCUCAUGAGCAUGGUUAUUCAGAAGCUUUCCUGUAAAUCCAAGGAUGGCAAAGCAAAGAAAAAGGAGCUCAAAGUCAAACGGAGCCCAGACUCCACAGUUAGAGUAGAUGAGCAAGGUCAAGGUUCAAUUAAGAGUACUCCAGCUGAGGGGAAAAGCAAAGAUCCAGCCAAGAGGCUGGAGGAAGAGUGGCAGUUAGAAAGUAUUCGCCUUCUUGAGGCCUUAUUGGCGAUUUGUCUAAACAGUGCCAGGACGGACUUGGAGCUUUCUUCUCAGCCCAAGUCAGUGGGAGAUACCUUGUUAGAAGUCAAAGAGCAGCUUUCUUGCUCGGGGGUGGUCAACUCUGACCUCGCCGUGCCACUCUUUGAUUCUCUGCUGAGAGUAGCUUUGGCCGACGUGUCAUCCACUCCCGAUCCCCCUGAGGAGAAACCAGACAGGGUGAGUCCUGCCUUUGGAGAUGCUAAGUUCCAAGUGCUGGUAGAGGGGGCAGCUCCGACGGGCGAUCUAUCAGAGGAGGUGGACGGCGUUGCGAGCUGCAGCGUCAAGCCCCCUGGGGAAGAGGAGGAGGAAGAGGGCUACGACGCCGACAGCGAAAGCAACCUUGAUGACAUGGACAACCAGGAAGAGGAGUUGAAGGUGGAGUCUGCGCAACGUGAAUUUGCGACAGUGGCAGACGGUCCAGGGCGUGGCCUGCUGCUUUUCCCAGAGAUCUGUACAAUCCAGUUGCAACUACUGGCCACCGGCUCUCCAGACUUGGAUGUCGUGAGUCAUGUGUUUCACAGCCUGCUCGGCGCAGUUCGCGCCAACCACCGCAAUGCCGCUCUACUCUAUGACCAGGGAGGCGUCAAAACCAUCCUGUCUGGCUUUCAUAACAUCCUUAGCCACGCGGACCAUUCACUUAAAGACUGCCAGACUGUUAUAGUGGAGGUGCUUGUUGCCAUGGUGAGCCAGCGAAUCACAGCAGAGGAACUGGCUCUAUUGAUUCGUCUUUUCCUGGACAAGACCCCACCUACUGAGAUUUUACUCCAAGGCAUCUUACAAAUUGUUGAAGCCAAUGUGAACAUAGAGCCUCUUCACCUGCUGGACUUUCCAAUAAUCCUUGGGGCCUCAACACCUGGAGGAGUGUCACCUAGCUCCAGACCAAAUGGCGCUGCUGGAGGGAAAAGUGUCGCUCUCCUCUGGAAGGGCAAACUAUCUCCUGGUCGUUGGGAGGGAGACAGCGAGAUCAGACCGAGUCACCUGCGUUCCUCUCCCUGGCACACUGCUCCUCUCCACUUGCCCCUAGUGGGGCAGAACUGUUGGCCUCACAUGGCCAGUGGCUUCAGCGCCUCCAUGUGGCUUAGGGUGGCCGAGCAAGAGGAAAGAGCAGCAAACAUCGACAAGGAAAGGAGGAAUCCUCCUGCUGCUGAGGCGCACCAUGGCUCACCUCAGGCUACAAAAAGAGGAACGGAAGAAGGCCUCAUUCAUAUUCUAUCCAUGGGCUCCAAAGCACUCAUGCUUCAAGUGUGGGCGGACUUCUUCACUGGCUCACUCACAUUCAGGGUUUGUAUCGACCCAAAUGACGAGAUAAAAGCGGGGCUGUUGGCGCAGGCAGACUCUGUCGAGGGGCUCCUCCAGCCCGGCCAAUGGCAGCACCUCGGCCUCACUUACACCCAACAGCCCGAGGGCAAGAAGAACAUCCAUGGCCGUGUGGUUGUCUGGGUCUGUGGCAUCAUGAAAUGUGAAGUUUUCUUGGACUACACCUUACCCCGAAAAAGCAGUUUAUCCUCUGACAGCAACAAGACCUUCUGUAUGUUGGGCCACUGUAUCCCAUCAUCUGAGGAUCUUACAAAACAGCAUUUAAACUGGAGCAUGGGAACUGUUCUCCUCUUCAACGGGGCCAGAGUAGGGCCUGAGGAGGCCUUCUUCCUAUACACCAGUGGGCCCGACCUGACCUCAAUCAUGCCCUGCAACUAUGGCAGACCUACAGGGUCGUUCUCCAAGUUUGUCACUCAGGAAGCACUCAGGUGUGACAGCGUACGAGAACUUCUGAUGAAAAGCAAGGAUGUGGACACAACAGCCUUAGUGGAGAGCCUGGCAGUUGUGUAUGCUCCCAGCAGUCCGAGGGUCUAUACUAUCUAUGAACCCGUAAUUAGACUGAAGGGACAAGCCAAGACGGUGGUUACCCAGCGGCCCUUCAGCUCCAGAGAAGUGCAAAGUGUUUCUUUAGAGCCAAGCGCUCUCAAAGCUCUGCUGCCAACUGAAACCCAAGGCCUGCAAAGUGUCCUGCAUAAGAUCGGAGGGACAGGAAAUAUUGUCUUCCUCUUUGCACAGACGGUGGAGUUGAGUGACUGUGAGAUGACCCAGGCUUUGGCCUUGCAGAUACUCUUGUCUCUGACCCAAUUCAACCAGCAUCGCAUCCAUGAAAUGGACUAUUAUCAUGGCUACUCUAUGAUACACCAAGUUCUCAUCAAGUCCAAAUGUAUCGUUGGAUAUCAUAUGCUGAAAACUUUGUUGGAUGGCUGUUGUAGCAGACCUGUCUUAAUCCUGGCGGAUGACGGGCAGUUCCGAUUAGACACGGAGUCCAUUGCUGUGGUGCAGGACAUCAGACUGCUCUCGGACAUCUUGUUGGACUGGAAAAUCUGGGCAAAAGCAGAGUGUGGUGUGUGGGAGACACUUCUGGCUGCUUUGGAAAUCCUGAUCAGGGUGCAUCAUCCUUACCAGGUCUUAAACAUCCGUCAGUUCCUGAAAGCUGAAGUGGUGGACCGUUUCUUGCUAACUUGCCAAGUGUUACAGGAGCAUCGGGACGAGCACCUGACUGCCAUCCCGCAGGAAGUUUGUUUGUCUUUUGUCAAAAUAAUCCAGGAAGUGCUAGGAUCACCACCUGAUCUGGACUUGCUAAAACUUAUCUAUAAUUUCCUGCUGGCAGUUCACCCACCUACUAACACCUACGUUUGCCACACUCCAUCCAGCUUCUACUUCUCACUGCACAUAGAUGGGAAGCUGUAUCAUGACAAGUUGCAGUCUAUUAUGUACCUGCGACACUCAAACAGUGGAGGGAAGUCCGCCAGCAGCUCAGUGGUGUCUCUUUCCCCAAUUGUCUUUACCGAUACUCCCCACGAAGGCCAUCUCCUUGGUCCAUCGCCUGAGCACGGGGGUGAUGAUCAAUCCUUACGCCCACCCAGCCUUGCACCGUCGCCUUACUCAUCCCCUUUAUUGACACCCCGCCUCACUCACAGUGGCGUGAAUGAGACUCGCGACAUCGAGCGGGCGUCGCUGACCGCCCAGCAUGCUCUGGGCAGUACCGAAACGCUCAAGAAGGGAGGAGGUGACGAGCAGCUCCUCAGCAGUUGUGAAUCCGCCAAGACGAUUUGUGACUCGAGGGACAUUGGUAAUGAAGGAUCUCGACGCACCCCGUCCAUCAGCGUGGAGGAGGAGCGGGACGAGGCUACGGAGGUGGACAGCUUGGCAGAAGGGAGUGUGGGCGUGGUGGAGUCCGAGGACAGGUUUGACUGGGCCAGUGAUGAGGCGCCUCGACGCCCUGACAGCUUAAAAGGUAUCCAAUCCUUCCAGAGGAGUCACAGCAACCUGGCCAGUCUGGGAUUGGCUUUUCCGGCUCCGAAUGGCUCAUUGGCAGUCAGUCGCUGGCCCAGUGCAGCCGAUCGAAGCUCUGUACCUGAAGACUGGGAAAGUUACACCUACUCUCCCGGAUGCGAGAGAGCACACAGCAAAAUGGAUUCCAAUGACCGGUGCAGUACGGAGGACUGCUUACUUCUCAUCUGCUGUGGCCUCUAUGACCUUCUGAGGGGUGUCCUACUACUGUUGCCGGACCUCAUGCUUGAGGAGGUUAUGGACAAACUGAUCCAGCCUGAGGCCCUAACUGUCCUGGUCAACCACUCAUCACCUCUCAUCCAGCGAGGAGUUAUGAAGCUGCUGGAUGCAUACUUUGGCCGAGCCAACAAGGAGCAGAAGGAGAAAUUCCUGAAGAAUCACGGUUUCUCCCUGCUGGCCAACCAGCUGUACAUCCACCAGGGCAGCCAGGGGCUCAUCGAGUGCUUCCUUGAGAUGCUCUUUGGACGGCCUGUGGGCCUGGAGGAAGAUCUGGAUCUGGAGGAAAUGGAAACAAUCUCACCUUUCACAAAGCGUUGCAUCAUCCCAGUCUUGGGUCUUAUUGAGAACUCCCUGUGCGAGAACUCUUUAGUGCACAACAUCCUCUGCAUGCUACUGCAGCUCCUCAACGCCUGCCCCAAGCUGGCAGACAUCCUGCUCGAUCACGGGCUGCUCUACGUGCUCUUCAACACCCUCUCCACCCUCAAUGGCAUGGAGACCUGCAUUCCCCUGAAUGAUUACAAGCUCCUGGUUUGCGACAUCCAGCAGCUGUUAGUUGCUGUAACCAUCCACUCCUGCAGCUCUUCAGGGUCCCAGUACUUCCGCAUCAUUGAAGACCUCAUUACCUUGCUCGGUUACAUGCAGACCAGCAAGAUGCGGCGAACACAGGAGAUGGCAGUUGCUUUGCAGUUUCGUGUCCUUCAGUCGGCUAUCGAGUUUAUAAAGACGACAGCCAAUCAGGCACCUCAAAAGCUGAGCAGCCCCCAUAAUGCGCCGAGCUCGCCUCAUCACACCAUUUACCAGAAACGAAAGAGCAUUGCAGGUUCCAUUGCCUUGAAAGACUCCAUUAUCCCUCGCAUCCCCAGGCAGCACUACUGCUCCUACGGCCAGAUCCCCUUGCCCUCUCCCUUCAGCUUCCUGUCCCAGGACUCCCCCCUCCCCUCCCCCACUGGGGCUCCAUCCUACAUGCUCCACUGUGAUGCAGGCCGGCGUCGCUUCUCGUUAGCCCAGACCGACUCUUUGCUGAUGCGGAUGCGCUCCGUGGCCAGCGAUGAACUCAACCAGAUGAUGCAGAGGAGGAUGAGCCAGGAGAACCCCAUCCGUGCUAGCGAGACGGAGUUUGUGCAGCGGCUGCAGAGGCUCGUGGUCCUUGCUGUCAACAGACUCAUUUAUCACGAUGUCAGUCAGGAUUUGUUUGACCUGCUCAACAUUCCAGAUUCCCCAGACCAACAAAUUUUCACACCAGAACUGGGAGACAAUUCUCACGAAGAGAGCAGCUCUGCCUCUGCCUCUGCCCCUCACUCACCUACUCCUUUCACAUUGCCACCUGCCAGCAAAAAGAGUUUGCAGAAAGACAUUCUUAAACUCAUGAUGGAUGGAAUCAAAAUAAGCCUGGGCAGUACUGGUCGAGGAGGAGCGCCGCAUCAGCAAUGGCGAAGAAUCCUAUGGUCAUGUCGGGACACGUUCCGGGUCCAGAUCGGUCGCCUGUUGGUGCACACAUUGAGUCCUGCCCGUCCCUUGUCUGACAGGAAAGAAGCACUGGAAUUUGUUCUUGAUCCAAGACAUUUGGAUAUCCUUAAGGAGAGCCUGAGCCCCGGUCUAGAGCAUGGACCCAAGUUGUCACUGUACCUUUAUGAAAUGCUGCACGACCAUAAGGACAACCUGACCAAAGAUGAGCAGAAUGCUGUGGGCGUAUUCAUGACCUCGCUCAAGCUUUGUGGUCACCGCUGCAUCCCACCCAACGUUCCACACAAGCAGGAUCUACUCAAGGCCAUUAAAGAGGAAAAAUUAAAGUAUGAAGCAGAGGAGAAUACAAGCAAGGUAGCAUGGGAAAAGAAAAUGACCAGCACCCAAAAGAAUCUCAUCCAGAGGCUCGACGGAAAGUCCAAAGACAUUUCCAAGAUCGCGGCUGACAUCACGCAGAAUGUGUCUUUACGGCAAGGUAUGGAGAGAAAGAAAGUCAUCCAGCACAUCAGAGGCCUCUACAAAACAGACCUGAGCGCCAGCCGCCACUGGCAAGAGUUGGUGCAGCAGCUUACGCAUGACCGUGCGGUCUGGUAUGACCAGACAUCCUACCCUACGUCCUGGCAAUUGGACCCAACUGAAGGGCCAAACCGUGAGCGGCGGCGACUGCAAAGAUGCUACCUCACCAUCCCAAACAAAUACUUGCUCAAAGACAGACGUAAGCCAGAAGACGCAGUGAAGCCAUCACUGUCAUUCCUGUUUGAGGAUAAGACGCACUCGUCUUUCUCCUCCACCGUGAAAGACAAAGCCACUAGCGAACCCAUCAGGUUUACCAGGCGCUGUAUGAGUGUGGCCCCCUCCAGAGAGACAGCAGGAGAGCUGCUUCUAGGGAAGUCUGGAAUGUACUUUGUCGAGGACAAUGCUGCAGACGCUCACGAUGGUCAGAGCCUUCACGGUGAGACAGAAGCACCGUCUUUCUCUUGGACAUAUGAGGAGAUCAAAGAGGUGCACAAGCGAUGGUGGCAGCUGAGAGACAACGCUGUGGAGAUAUUCCUCACCAACGGACGAACACUGCUCUUAGCUUUUGACAACAACAAGUUCCGUGACGACGUGUACCACAACAUCCUGACGUCCGAUUUGCCCAACUUGCUGGAGCACGGCAAUAUCACGGCACUCACGCAGCUGUGGGGCUCGGGGCAGAUCUCCAACUUUGAGUACCUCACACAUCUCAACAAGCACGCCGGCCGCUCCUUCAACGACCUCAUGCAGUACCCGGUGUUCCCUUUCAUCCUGCGAGACUAUACCAGUGAGACGCUAGAUCUGCAGGACCCCAACAUCUACAGGAAUUUGAGCAAGCCGAUCGCCGUCCAGUCCAAAGAGAAAGAAGAUCGCUAUGUGGACAAUUUCAGAUAUUUGGAAGAGGAGUACAGGAAAGGCAUCCGGGAGGACGACCCCAUGCCUCCCGUUCAGCCUUACCACUACGGCUCUCACUACUCCAACAGCGGCACCGUGCUGCACUUCUUGGUCCGAAUGCCUCCUUUUACCAAGAUGUUCCUAGCCUACCAAGAUCAGAGCUUUGAUAUCCCGGACCGGACGUUUCACUCCAUGAACACCACGUGGCGGCUCUCGUCCUACGAGUCCAUGACGGAUGUGAAGGAGCUUAUCCCGGAGUUCUUCUAUCUCCCAGAAUUCCUGGUCAACAGAGAGGGUUUUGAUUUUGGGGUUCGUCAGAACAGCGAGAGGGUAAACCAUGUGAAUUUGCCUCCCUGGGCCCGGAACGACCCACGUCUCUUCAUCCUGAUUCACCGUCAGGCGCUGGAGUCGGAUCAGGUUUCUCAGACGCUGUGUCAGUGGAUCGAUCUGGUGUUUGGACUCAAGCAGAAAGGAAAAGCUGCCGUCCAGGCUAUCAACGUUUUCCACCCAGCUACCUAUUUCGGUAUGGAUGUUUCGGCGGUAGAAGACCCGGUACAAAGAAGAGCGCUGGAAACCAUGAUCAAGACAUACGGACAGACUCCUAGGCAGCUUUUCAACGCCUCCCACAUCAGCAGGGCCGGACCCAAGCUCAUGAUGGAGGGCGAGCUGCCCGCCGCCAUGGGUCUCCUGGUUCAGCUCGCCUUUAGAGAAACCAGAGAGCAGGCCAAGGAGAUUGUCUGUCCGAGCCCACUGCCAUGGAUCAAAGGUCUGAAGUGGGGCGAGUACGUGGGGUCUCCCAGCGCUCCUGAUCCGGUCGUGUGCUUCAGCCAGCCUCAUGGCGAAAGGUUUGGAUCACUGCUGGCCCUGCCUACGCGGGCUAUCUGCGGCUUGUCACGCAAGUUCUGCCUCUUGAUGAUUUACAGCAAGGAGCAGGGUGUUCGCAGCAUGCACAGCACGGACAUCCAGUGGUCGGCCAUUUUGAGUUGGGGCUACGCAGAUAACAUACUGAGGCUGAAAAGCAAACAGAGCGAACCACCCAUCAACUUCAUUCAGUGCUCUCCACUGCAUCAGGUGACCAGCUGUGCUUGGGUGCCCGAUGGCUGCCAGCUAUUUACGGGAAGCAAGUGUGGAGUCAUCACCGCCUACAGCAACCGCUUCACUUGCGCCACGUCGGAGAUGGAGGUGGAGUCUCAGGUUCACCUGUACGGACACACGGGGCUGGUUACUGGACUUUUUGUCUGCAAACCUUACAGCAUCCUCAUCAGCGUCAGUACAGAUGGUACCUGCAUCCUCUGGGAUCUCAACAGGCUCUGUUAUGUGCAAAGCCUUACUGGCCACAAAAGCCCAGUAACGGCAGUUUCUGCCAGUGAGACCACAGGUGACAUUGCAACAGUUUGUGACUCAGUCGGCGGUGGCAGUGAUCUGCGUCUGUGGACUGUUAACGGAGAUCUCAUCGGUCACGUGCACUGCCGAGAGAUCAUUUGCUCCGUAGCGUUCUCCAAUCAGCCGGAGGGCGUAUCGGUCAACGUCAUUGCUGGCGGGCUGGAAAAUGGCGUUGUCAGACUUUGGAGCACGUGGGACUUGAAACCAGUGAGAGAGAUCACCUUUCCCAAGUCAUGCAAGCCCAUCAUCAGCCUGACAUACUCGUGCGACGGCCACCACCUGUACACGGCCAACAGCGAGGGCACCGUCAUGGCCUGGUGUCGGCGGGACCAGCAGCGCAUGAAGCUGCCCAUGUUCUACUCUUUCUUAAGCAGCUAUGCCGCAGGCUGAGUGCGUGUGUGUGUGCGCGUACAUGUGAGAAGGUGAGAAGUGGUUACUGCCUUGCAGGUGUAUCCUCACUUCCACCUCAGCAAGAGAAGCUGCUGCUUUUUCUCACUCCUCCUCCUCCUCCCAUGGAGAGAAAUAAAUGACUGUCUCAAUACCCUGCUUGACUUUUAAGCCGAGCCAUAUAUAUAGAUAUAUUGAAUUAAUGAUUUCGUCAUGGCUGCAAUAGACACUUUAUUACUUUCCAUCAUCUGUUGUUUUCCUUGCCUGCCGCUCAUUUUUCCCUGUUAAAGCUGCUAGCUUGGCUAAAAAGCCAAACAUUCUCGUCCGGGCUUUCGACAUGUCUCAAAUAAACGAACGAGAAAGGACAGGCCAACGUGUUAGUUAGUACUGCAUGCCACAAUGACACUUGAUUGUGUGGAGGUGACGCGCUCUUAGAAGUCCACCUUUUAUCCAUUGUGUGAUGUUGAGAUUGCUUUUAUUUAUUGGAAAUUGUCUGCAGGCCAGCGCACUACAUGCAACCUCUCACACCGCUUCUGUCUCUCCUGUAUCUGAGCCUUUUUCGAACCCUCACGCAACAAUGUUUCAUUUCCCUCAGAUUCUGUACGCUUUCUAACAGGCAACCAAAUGACUCGCUCCUUUCAUGCUGCUUUCUUAUUUUACAUUCCCUCACCAAGUUGCUGCACUUUUUUACUUUGUCCAUUAGCAUGGUCUGUUUUAGUAAAUGUCAACCAAAUCCCCUUUCAUCCGCAGAGAGCAAUAUCAAAUUACAUGCAAUAGUUCCUCAUUUUUAUUGUUUUGCUUUUGGAGCCUGCUGCAGCAAUGGCUUACAUUUCACUCUUGUUCACAAGAAAGGGAAUAUUUGUUUAUGAAUGAGACUUUUCUCCUUGUGAUGCGCAUCUCUUAUGUUUUUGUCCCCUCAUCGUGCCUCAUUACGUGCAGCCUCUCUACUGCACAGGACCACCCUUUAUUUACUUUUUCCUUGAAUGUCUUUUCCACGACCAAACAUUUUACAAGAAUCACCUUUUUUUUUUUUUUCUUUUGCAAUUUCUAAGAGUGUGACAGAACGAAGUAAGGAUGAUGUGAAGAACUUUUUGUGUCUGUGUUGAAACAGACGAAAGUAUUUUUCUCUCGAUAAACUUGAGCUAUGCAUAAAUGAACUUUCUUGGAUGGUGUCGGAUCCAAUCGACCUCACUGGCGUGAUUGUGCAUUUUGAAAGGUCAUAUUUUGUUUGUAUAUGGGUAUGCGUGAACAAACAGUGAUAAGCAUAUUCUAAAUAUAAAUAUAUAUAUAUAUGUAUAAAUAUUUGAAGAACUAUUA
Messenger RNA from Syngnathus acus (greater pipefish), 13272 nucleotides. It is a transcript of the gene lyst, whose product is annotated as lysosomal trafficking regulator. The record is from RefSeq and is a predicted model, not a curated record. The transcript is spliced from 55 exons. Bases 319 to 11958 code for a protein of 3879 amino acids. Gene Ontology annotation, biological process: intracellular protein localization. Lineage: Eukaryota; Metazoa; Chordata; Actinopteri; Syngnathiformes; Syngnathidae. Gene Ontology annotation, cellular component: cytosol; membrane. Gene Ontology annotation, molecular function: protein kinase binding.